AUGGUUUCCAUCGCCCAUGAGCCUGCCUUACCUUCUUCUUCACCGCUGUCGGACUUCCCCGCAGAUCCACUGAACGGGUCGGGGCUCCUAUCGAAACUCUGCAGAUCGAAAAGAUCGAUCCUUUGCUCUGUCGUCAAGCUAAAUAUCGAUGCCAGAUUCGCUCGCAAGUCGAUUGAAUCCGCCAUUGUUAAAGGGUGUUUUUUCUUGAUUCGGAAGAAACCCGGCUGGAGUGCUUUGUUUCUGCUAAAGUUGGGAUCUUUCUGAGCUCGAGGAGGAAAGGGCAGAGCUGUCGUGGCGUGGAAAUGGCGGAGGGGGGGGCGGCAAGGGGUCGGGGUGCAGAGGCCAAGAGGGUUGUCUUUGUCACAGUGGGCACGACCUGUUUCGAUGCCCUGGUGAGGGCGGUGGAUCAGCAAGAAGUCAAGCAGGGAUUGUUGGCCAAAGGCUACACCCACCUCAUCAUUCAGAUGGGCCGUGGUACCUACAUUCCCACGAAGUCUGAAGGAGAAACAGGCUCUCUUGCUGUCGACUACUUCACUUUCUCGUCAAGCAUCGCAGAUCAUCUACGAUCAGCAUCUCUUGUGAUCAGCCACGCAGGGUCAGGUAGCAUAUUUGAGACUUUGAGACUGUGUAAACCUCUAAUUGUGGUGGUAAACGAAGAUCUGAUGGACAAUCACCAGGCUGAGCUAGCAGAAGAAUUAGCAGAGAGGAAACAUUUAUAUUGUGCUCGUCCUCAAACACUCCACCAAACAAUAUCAGAGAUGAAUUUGGAGUCGCUCCUUCCUUAUCAGCCAGGUGAUGCCACCCCAGUCGCCAAACUCAUAAAUAGGUUUCUUGGUUUCCCCGAAGAUUAGAAAAUGUUUCACUAUAUGUUCAUUGGUGCCUUUUUUUUUUUUUUGGUCUGUCUGAAAUUACGAUUUUCAUGAGGUGGAGAAGAUGUACAAAAUAGAGUUGUUUUGAUGUGGAAAGCCUGACCGGUUGGGAAAAGUCACCACAAACACUCAAUGUAGAAUCCUUAUUUUCCAGCUGAGUGAAGAAUAUGCAGCUGAGGCUCAACAUGUUGCAACUAACGCUCUAGAUGGAAUAGCUUUGUAUGAAUUGUUGCAGAAAAGUUUGGUUGUUGCUGCAUAUAGUAGCUGUUUAUUAUACGGACAGCAGCGGGUUGUCAUGGACAGCAGCCUCUUUCUUUUCCCUAUCUGAAAGCCUACCGGUGUUCUUUGGUACAAAUAAUCUAUUUUCUGCCGUUUGGAUUGAGCACUGUC
This is a messenger RNA of Punica granatum (pomegranate), 1259 nucleotides long. The record is from RefSeq and is a predicted model, not a curated record. NCBI's taxonomy places the organism in Eukaryota, Viridiplantae, Streptophyta, Magnoliopsida, Myrtales, Lythraceae.